Molecule: messenger RNA, 2214 nt
Organism: Phialemonium atrogriseum
Lineage: Eukaryota; Fungi; Ascomycota; Sordariomycetes; Cephalothecales; Cephalothecaceae
Product: lung seven transmembrane receptor-domain-containing protein
Exons: 8
Coding region: 248-1915 (555 amino acids)
Biological process (GO): retrograde transport, endosome to Golgi
Cellular component (GO): Golgi apparatus; membrane
Source: RefSeq, a predicted model, not a curated record
CCCAAUCGUCGUAAUGCUGUCCAGACUCCAGAGUGCAUAUCUGUAGCUUUCUCAUGACGCUGCUGCUAUACUUUCUCGGAUAAUUUCCGUGUAAACCACCCUCGACAUCUCGGAUGGGCAUUCCAGGGGCUAAUUCAAUAGACAUCUAAUUUGGAUCAUUCCCUCCUCCCCCUUCAUAUUCCAUACCCCGACUCGCGACUCGCCGGAGACCCGCCAAGCAUACGGCAGUCUCGGCGAAGGGAUCACAAUGAGGCGCUGGGCUUACAGCUUGGUGCUGUUGGCGCUAUCCUUAUGGACUGCCACAGCCCUUGAAGUUAGACUGGAUGAGAAAGAAGAUAAUCGGCAACGAUGCGCUGGCAUGUAUAGCCAGCAAGCGUGGGGCGGUCCCGUCGAUCCGUUCAUUCUCAUCAAGUUCACCGACGUCGGCAAGGAGCAGCAGGGAGACCCGGUCGUUAGUAUGGUCGUGUUUGAGUGGCGAGAUGAGGACCUCAUUGGCAUCCGCCCCAGCCCAAGUGCUACUCAGAAACUCGGCAUCUGCGAGCCCAAGUACGUCGAAGCCGGAUACUGCAACGAGACCGAUAUUGGCCGGUACCUCCUGGCUCCUAAUGCGACCGAGCUGUCCAACACCGUGAUCGUCAGCAAGGCAAUUCACCUCAAAGACUCCCAGCCCAUCAACUAUCCCAUCACCAAGACUGGAUACUACUGCGUCUUGACGGAUAGAUACUCGGCGGAUAAAUAUGAGGUCCUGGUCGAGUUCCGAAACGCAUAUGGCGAGCUGCCCGCGACCCAGAUACCGAAGCUGCCGUUCUACGGAGGAAUAACAAUCCUCUAUGCGCUAAUCUCUGUGUUCUGGGCCUUCCUAUACUUCCAGCAUCGCUCAGAUAUCUUGGCUGUGCAAAACUACAUCACGGCAAUCCUCAUUUUCCUGGUCGUUGAGAUGUUGAUGACCUGGGGCUUCUACGAUUACCUUAACAGGAAUGGUUCGACCGUGGGCUCGAAAGUUCUGCUUGUCGUCGUCGCUGUUCUGAACGCCGCGAGGAACUCGUUCUCGUUCUUCCUGCUCCUCAUCGUGUGCAUGGGCUACGGCGUCGUGAAACCGACCCUAGGCAGGACCAUGAUCUGGGUUCGUUGGCUGGCUAUUGCUCACUUCGUCUUUGGCAUUGUAUAUGCCGUCACAAGCUUGCUCGUCACGCCAGAUAGUGCAGGACCCUUCGUCCUUCUUAUUGUGCUGCCUCUUGCGGGUACUCUGACAGCCUUCUACGUCUGGACGUUGAACUCGCUGAACUUCACGCUGAAGGAUCUUCGGGAGCGGAAGCAGCAUUCCAAGGAGGCCAUGUAUAGCAAGCUCUGGUGGUGCAUCCUGCUCUCCAUCAUGGUGAUCUUUGCCUUCUUCUUCUUCAACUCCUUCUCAUUCGCGUCCGCGAGCGACCCGGAUUACGUGCCCUUCCACUGGAAGAGCAGGUGGUUCAUCCUCGACGGCUGGCUCAACCUCGUCUACUUCGCCGACGUCGCCUUCGUCGCCUACGUCUGGCGGCCGACGGCCAACAACAGGCGCUUCGCCAUGAGCGACGAGAUCGCCCAGGAGGAUGACGGCACCUUUGAGAUUGCGAACCUGGACAUCGGCGCGCCGGACGACGACUCGGAAGACGACGAGGAGGCCCGCAUCGGCAGCAAGCCCGCGAACGGCGGCGAUGGCGGCCAGGGCGCCGGCGCCGGCGCUCGGUACGAGGCUCCCUCGGGUCUCCCGCCGUCCCAGCAUCGGCAGGCCUCGCAGUCGGAGCCUCGGCAGCGGAGUCCGCCGCGCGACUCCCUCGAUGGGGAGACCAUCUUUGCCGUCGGCGAGGACGGCGACAAGUUCUCGGACGAUGAGGGGAGCGGCGAGGAAACGAACCUGGUCAAAGGUGGGCGGAAGUAGGGCAAGGCAACGAGAAUGCAAGUGUGGAGAGGGAAGGACGGGGAAGGAAGGGGCGCGGGUUUCGCGGCCAUCAAGGUAAUAUCGUGUGUAUUAUAGACUUUUCUCUCUCUCUACGGCGUUGUUUGGAACAAAAUGGCUGCAGCAUCAUGAUCAUGGUCGCGUUCCGUCCCCCGUGAUAUCCCGAGUUCCCGUUUUCAAUAAAGGGCAGGUAUUUUUUCAAUACGACGUCUGGGGACCAUCGUAUAGGUGUCCGUGAGGAGUUUUCUCAACCGAAGCUAAUUGUGUUAUGUGAAUGAGAC